Drosophila elegans is the source of this 2146-nucleotide messenger RNA. It is a transcript of the gene corolla, whose product is annotated as golgin subfamily A member 6-like protein 22. The transcript has 4 exons. The record is from RefSeq and is a predicted model, not a curated record. The coding region runs from base 28 to 2085 and encodes 685 amino acids. Lineage: Eukaryota; Metazoa; Arthropoda; Insecta; Diptera; Drosophilidae.
UGAAAAGUCACAAGAAGCCACGGAAAAAUGGAUAAAUAUCCGCAGGUCAGAGAAUUUCUCGGCCUAGAGGGCAAAACUGCUGAAAUAAUGUUGCAGUUCGAAGAGGAAAUAAAAAAAAAAACAAAAGUGCUCGCCGAAGAGGAGGGGAUUCGCUCGAAAUUGGUGGAGCUAACGCUGGACUUAAGUCUGGCCAAGCAAGGAGCCGAAAAUGUGAAGGAGAUAAACGAGGUCAUGGCGGAGGCGGAGACCAUGACAUAUGACUGCCUGUUCCAGGUCAUGCAAAUCGAGCGUCUGUUGGAGCAGGUCGGCCUGCAGGACAUCCUGCGCUACACCGUCCAGCGCGAGGAGCAGCAGGUCAAGCGCCAAAUGGCACUCGAGGAGGAGCGGGAAGCCGAGGAGGAGCAGCAGCUGGCCAUCCUCAGAUCACGCGAUGUCGUUCAAGAAUUUCGCGUGGUGCAUGAGGUUCUAAAAGAGGAGGAGAAGAUGCUUACCACAUUAACACAUGAAUUAGACCAGUUAAACAGCCGGUAUGAAAUUACAAUAAACGAUUUAACAGAUAAACGUAACAAGAAGAUAGUCGCCAUAAUACAGACCAGCAAGCAAAUAGCCGAAAUGCAAGCACAGUUAAAAUCAAAAGAUAUCAGUACAAUGUCUGCUCAAAGCCACAUCAAAGAAAAGAAUGUCGUUACCGAGAAUGAAACCAACAUCGUUAGCCCACAGGAAGCAGAAAAGCCAUCAAACAGCAGCAGUUUAUCAUUUCAGUCGGCUAAUGAUUUUCUGAAAAUGUUUCUGGAGGAUGAUAAACAGCAGGUGGGCAUCUUGCACUCAAUUCUGGCUAAUCGCAAUAAGGAGAAGACUGUUAUCUCUUUUAACUCGCCACCAAAACAUGUGCAAUUUGCCCCUGAUCCGCUACUAACCGAAAUUGUGGAGUUUGAAAAAGAAGAGGAGGUUUCGGGAUCAGAUGAAGAACUAGUGGAGGCAUCUGAUAUGGAAUUUGAAGAAGAAUCAGAAGAGGAAAUGGAGUUAUCAGACGCAGAACUCGAUGAAGAGCAACCAGAAGACGGAUUGGAAAAGAAAGAGGAGGAAUCAGACGAAGAACUUGAUGAGGAGCAACCAGAAGACGGUUCACCGGAGGAAUCCGACGAUGAAUUUAAUGAGGAGCAGCCAGCCGACGGUUCAGAGAAUAUAUGGAUGGAAUCAGACGAAGAAAUUGAAGACGGGCAACUAAAAGAGGGUUCAGAGAACGAAAUGGAGGAAUCAGACGAUGAAUUGAAUGAGGAGCAGCCAGCAGAUGGUUCAGAAAACGAAAUGCUGGAACUGGAGGAAUCAGACGAAAGCCUUGAUGAGGUGCAGCCAGAAGACGGUUCAGAGAACGAAAUAGAGGAAUCAGAUGAAGAAUUUAAUCGGCACAACCCAGAAAACGAGGCACAGAACGAAAAGGAAGGAUCACAGAAAGAAUUUGAUGAGAAACCAAAGAAGUCGGAACCAAAAGUGCAGAAAUCAGAAAAAUUCAAGUUGGAUAUAGACGAUUCUGAACAGAAAUCACAAUCCGAAAAUAUGGAAUUUGAAUCGGACGAUGACGCAUCGGUCGAACAGGAAUCAAGCGAGGAGGAGGUUACUGAUAAGGGGGCCAAAAAACUGUUUGGGAAGGCAAAGCCCAAGCAAGCAGAGCAGAAAAUUAAUAAAACGAUGACGCAGCAGAAGGCCUCUUUCAAAGGCAAUUUCAAAAGGUCCUUCAUUCCCGAAACCCCGCAAAUACGAAGUGUAAAUCUCACUUCAACACCCAAAAAUACUAAAAAUUCUAAGGCCAGCAAAAACUUGCCCAGCACUUCCUCCGGCUCUCGCAACCGCUAUUCGUCUAGUCAGUUGUCAAGCAAUGCCGCAGAUGUCGUGAAGACUGAACUACUGCCGAAGAGGCUUAAAUUGGACGAUGAGGAGUUCCCCAUGGCCCAACCUCAUCCAUCCAAUGACGACCACUCUUUUCAAUUCGCCUCUCCCAAUAGUGAUAUCAACGAUGAUUUCCUGCUAAACUUUAGCGAUGAUAUGGCUUCGUUUCCUGGGGCCUCUUCCUCUUACUUUUUGUAAUAAGUCAAUACUUGGAUAAACAAAUUAGUUAAAAGCGGGAGCUAUAUAAACUCUGUUAAAA